CUCUCGUUGUUCUUUUCAUUUCAUUUUUCAUAUUCAUCAUCGUCUCGUCGUGCAUUGAUCAAUAGUCCCACCGAAAUACAUAAUUUAAAAAAAAUUUAAUUAUUUAAAUCGAAGAGUAAGUUUGUUUGCAUUGCGCAUAAGUACGUACAACCGAAAGAUUUGUUCGAUAUCCCUUUGUAUUGCUAAGAAAAAGAAUGCCACCGAUAAAAUUAAAGAGCAUGAUUUGAAAUUAUUUCACCAAAGCGACGUGCAAGAUUUGCAACAAAAAUCUAAAAACUUAAGGCAACACCACAAAUCUUCGCUGUCAUUUGGAGAAAGUUCGUUCCCAGCAAUACCAAGAUGAGGUACAGACACCGAGCAAGAAGGUAAGAAGUGCAAGUGAGAUUUCAAAUUAUUAAGAAGUAGAUGCUGCAUUCACACAUCCAAAUGCAAGUGGAUCUAAAACCAUUGACAUUGCUUCUGUUAUCACUGCAGUUGGUGGUCCUUCAUAUAGUUCGGCUUCCCAUAAAGAAAACGUUGUUGCUGUUGCUGUUCCUCUCCUGUUGCUGUUGUUGCUGGUUCAUUUUCGGGAAUAUAAAAAGCAUAACCACGCCGGAUGGAGCUAAAUCCAGGAAAAUAUCUGAGGCCAUAGCAAAUUUUAUUGUCAUGGACAACAAAUUUGAGAACAUGAUGACUACCUAUAAACGAAUCAAGAAGAGAAACAAGGAAUCAGGGCGUGAAGCAACAACGUGGGAUUACUUCGAAAUAUUUGAUCAAGCGUAUGGAGGAAGACACAGCGUGUCUCCGCCACAACAACUACUGUGUUCUACAACAGCAUUUCCAACGGAGAGCAAUACGUUGUCAUCUGUUGUAGAAGAAGCAGAAUUGGAUGGCGAAAUCAUUUCUGAAACCCCAACGAAGCGCAAACGCAAAAAUGAAGACGAACUUCUUGCGUUUUUGAAGAAGGAAUCAGACAAAGACGAUUUAAAGCACCAAGAGCUCGUUACCAUCGAGAGAGAAAAAAUUGAAAUCGAUAAACGCCGGUUGGAGCUUAUAAAAAGUCUCCAGAAAUCUUUAAUGAAUCUUUCUAAUUGA
Molecule: messenger RNA, 1074 nt
Organism: Eupeodes corollae
Lineage: Eukaryota; Metazoa; Arthropoda; Insecta; Diptera; Syrphidae
Exons: 2
Coding region: 406-1074 (222 amino acids)
Source: RefSeq, a predicted model, not a curated record